GGGUGCAGCCUGGCCCCACAAGGAAGGAAGGCUGGUGCUGUGGGGCCCUGGCAGUCCUGGCAGUGCCUGCAGGGGGUGGAGACAGGGCAGCGGGCCCACCACAGCACCAUGCUCCUGGGGAUCCUCGUGGUGCUCUGCUUCAUCCCCACUGCUGAUGUAACAGAAAACAAGAUUUUAGUGGCUCAGCAUCCUUUGCUCAUUGUAGCUAACCAAACUGCAACUCUAGUUUGCAACUACACUUACAAUGGGACAGGGAAGGAAUUUCGAGCUUCGCUACACAAAGGAACGGACAGUUCAGUUGAAGUUUGCUUUAUUUCAUGGAACACAACCAUAAUCAGCAACAAUUCAAAUAAAGAAUUCAACUGCCAGGGGGAUCAUGAUAAAAACAAAGUCAUCUUCAAUCUUUGGAACAUGAAUGCCAACCAAACUGACAUCUACUUCUGCAAAAUUGAGGUCAUGUAUCCACCCCCAUAUGUCUACAAUGAGAAGAGCAACGGGACUGUCAUUCAUGUGAAAGAGAUUCCCACCCGAAUACAAGAGCCUCAGUCUACAAUUCCUUUGUGGAUUCUGGCAACAGUGACUGGAAUUCUUGCACUCUACAGUGUGCUAAUAACUGCAGCUUGUAUUAACUACUGGCAAAAAUCCAAAAAUAAGAAGUACCAUCAGAGCGACUACAUGAACAUGACUCCCCGGCACCCAAUAUACCAGAAGAACAAGGGUUACCCAUCCUAUGCACCAACACGAGACUACACUGCGUACCGCUCCUGGCAGCCCUGAUCCCACCUGGAGCCUCCUGUGCUUCCACUUGCUCUGGGGCAUGGAAGGACAGCCUCUCAUUUUCUCGUCGUGUUUGUUGCUAGUGAUCAUGGACACCUACACCAUAGCAAGUGUUAACUAAACUUUGAUCUACUAAAAGGAAACCCAGACCAACAAACAAAUAUAAAAAGGCAGGGGGGUGGAGGGAGGGGAAGUAAAAAAAGAAUUUUUCUCCGUGAUGGCUGAAAAUGAGGCCCAGCUUGUGUUGGUAGUUGUCAGUGGGUAAGAUGGAAAGAUGGCAUCAGACCUCGGCACUGGUCUCUUCCUAACAUUUGUGGUUUUACUCAGCUAUUGGAAGAAGCACAACUUCUGAUCUUUUCCAAUAACUACUGCCUUAGAUUUAACCUUUA
Molecule: messenger RNA, 1166 nt
Organism: Ficedula albicollis (Collared flycatcher)
Lineage: Eukaryota; Metazoa; Chordata; Aves; Passeriformes; Muscicapidae
Gene: CD28
Product: CD28 molecule
Exons: 4
Coding region: 109-777 (222 amino acids)
Biological process (GO): positive regulation of T cell proliferation; immune response; T cell receptor signaling pathway
Cellular component (GO): external side of plasma membrane; membrane
Source: RefSeq, a predicted model, not a curated record